AUGUCUGAUCUGAAGCUGGCAAAUGCAAUGAAAAAGGCACAAGGAAAUGCAACGAACAAGAAACAUGGCAGAUAUACAAUGUGCAACAGGGACAAUGCCACUCUUUGUGAGGCAUUUGUUCUCCUACAUGUUCUUGAUGGGUUCGCGGUUACUGGUGGGCGGUGGCGUUACGCAGGUGGCAUCAAGAGGCACAACUUCAAGCGUGGGUUGAUGGCGCACGGUUCCAAGAGCCAUAGGCAGCUGGGUCGUGUGUACGAGAGGAAGAUCCCCGGGAGGAUGCGCCUGCCACCUACCAAGAUCGUCGGCAAGAGCAUCCGCGAGAGCUGA
This is a messenger RNA of Panicum hallii, 327 nucleotides long. Its product is annotated as 50S ribosomal protein L3-like. Lineage: Eukaryota; Viridiplantae; Streptophyta; Magnoliopsida; Poales; Poaceae. The record is from RefSeq and is a predicted model, not a curated record. Bases 1 to 327 code for a protein of 108 amino acids. The transcript has 2 exons.